This is a messenger RNA of Biomphalaria glabrata, 4222 nucleotides long. Its product is annotated as sodium/potassium-transporting ATPase subunit alpha-like. Gene Ontology annotation, molecular function: ATP binding; P-type sodium:potassium-exchanging transporter activity; ATP hydrolysis activity. The transcript is spliced from 19 exons. Gene Ontology annotation, cellular component: membrane. The record is from RefSeq and is a predicted model, not a curated record. Gene Ontology annotation, biological process: proton transmembrane transport; intracellular potassium ion homeostasis; potassium ion import across plasma membrane. NCBI's taxonomy places the organism in Eukaryota, Metazoa, Mollusca, Gastropoda, Planorbidae. Bases 330 to 3407 code for a protein of 1025 amino acids.
UGUCGCCGGUCAAGCAAGACCAUCUUUCUCGAUAUAUUCUGUGUCCUGUGUUCUUGCCUGAAUCGAGACUUGGAUACCUUCAGCAGAACACAUCUGACCUUCUCAAGGGUUACCAAACUCGCUGAAACUUAGUUUGCGCAUUUUUUUUUCUUUUCUAAUUUCAUCGGAGCAAGGAGACGACAAACGGAAACAACGUGAAAUAGAAACAAAUUCAUAAAGCGAUCGGUCAAUUUGGUUGACUCCUGGACACCCACCGCUAAAGUUAAGUAUUCACUUGUGUGCUCGCAAAUAGCAAAGCUACCGGUCCUGCACAGAGUUAAGAAGGAUAAAUGAGCAGUUUAAACCAGCACGCUGACUCUGAACAAGCCAGCUAUGGCCACACAGCAAAAGCUAAGCAAAAGACCAAAAAGAAAGGUCAAGAUGAAGAAUUGGUCGAACUUAAGAGAGAGCUGGAUAUGGAUGAACACAAGAUUUCACUUGAAGAUCUUUAUAACCGUCUUGAAACUGACCCAGUAAAUGGUCACACUCCAGAGAAAGCUGCAGAGUUCCUAGCCAAAUAUGGUCAAAAUCAGCUGAGCCCACCUAAAGUUACACCAGAAUGGGUUAAAUUUUGUAGGAACAUGCUUGGUGGAUUUAACAUGUUGAUGUGGGUGGCCUCCAUCUUGUGUUUUAUUGCUUAUGGCAUACAGAUCAGCCAGGACCCGACAGCCUCUGGAGACAAUCUUUACCUCGGGGUUGUGCUCGCUCUGGUUGUUGUGCUAACUGGCUCCUUCUCGUAUUAUCAAGAAUCUAAAAGUUCCCGCAUCAUGGAUUGUUUUAAGAACAUGGUUCCACCGCAUGCUUUAGUUAUUCGUGGUGGACAAAAGCUGAAUAUACUUGCCCAAGAUGUUGUUGUCGGUGAUAUUGUGGAAGUGAAAUUUGGUGACCGCAUUCCUGCAGAUAUAAGGAUAAUAAGCUGUCAUGGCUUUAAGGUGGACAACUCCUCAUUGACUGGUGAAUCAGAACCUCAAUCCAGAUCCACAUUUUUCACUCAUGAGAAUCCCCUGGAGACAAAGAAUCUGGCUUUUUUCUCUACCAAUGCUGUUGAAGGUACUGCUAAAGGCAUUGUUGUGAAGACUGGAGACAAUUCGGUUAUAGGGCGCAUUGCCAAUUUGACCACAGGCUUAGACGCUGGACCCACCCCUAUUGCCAGAGAAAUCUCUCACUUCAUUCACAUCAUCACCGCUGUGUCUGUCUCAUUGGGGAUCAUCUUCUUCAUCAUUGCUUUCAUCAUGGGCUAUUACUGGUUAGAUGCUGUCAUCUUCCUGAUUGGAAUCAUCGUGGCCAAUGUCCCAGAGGGCUUACUAGUGACAGUGACAGUUUGUCUGACUCUAACUGCCAAAAGAAUGGCCAAGAAAAACUGCUUGGUAAAGAAUUUGGAAGCAGUCGAGACACUGGGCUCCACCUCAACAAUCUGCUCAGAUAAAACAGGAACACUCACACAGAACCGCAUGACUGUGGCCCACAUGUGGUUUGAUGGACAAAUCAUUGAGGCAGACACUAGAGAGGAUUUGUCAAAUGGACUAAUCUCAGACAGCUGUGAAACUUGGCAUUGCCUUGCACGUGUGGCCAUGCUGUGCAAUUGUGCAGAGUUCAAGCCUGACCAAGAAAAUAUUCCAGUAUUUAAAAGAGAAUGUAUAGGUGAUGCUUCAGAGACAGCUGUCCUUAAGUGUAUGGAGAUGACUUAUGGUAAUGUCAUGGAGUAUCGUAAGAAAUACCGAAAAAUUGUGGAGAUACCUUUCAAUUCAACUAAUAAAUUUCAAGUGUCAAUACACGAGAACUGGGAUCCCAAAGGCUCAAACUACUUGUUGGUCAUGAAAGGAGCCCCAGAAAGAAUCAUGGACUGUUGCUCCACCAUUCUCAUAGAUGGUGAGGAGGUGCCCCUGGAUGACGACUAUAAAGAUGCUUUGAACAUUGCUUACCUGGAUCUUGGUGGCCUGGGAGAAAGAGUGCUGGGAUUCUGUGACUAUCUUCUGCCUAAAUCCAAAUUUCCUGUGAAUUUCAACUUUGAUACAGAGGGCCCAAAUUUUCCAACAUCAGGUCUCCGUUUUAUUGGUCUUAUGUCCAUGAUUGACCCACCUCGUGUGGCUGUACCAGGAGCUGUGGCUAAGUGUAGAGAAGCAGGAAUCAAGAUUAUCAUGGUGACAGGGGAUCAUCCCAUCACAGCCAAGGCUAUAGCUAAAGGUGUAGGCAUCAUUUCAGAGGCAAGCAAGACAGCAGAAGACCUUGCCGCUGAGAGAGGAGUGCCUGUUGAAGAGAUAGAUCCAAGUGAAGCUACAGCAGCUGUUAUCCAUGGUGGUGACCUGAAAAACAUGACCCCUGCACAGAUAGAUUGGGUCUUGUCCAACUUCAAGGAAAUAGUCUUUGCUCGUACGUCUCCCCAGCAGAAGCUUAUUAUAGUGGAAGGUUGCCAGCGGCUGGGUCAGAUUGUGGCUGUCACAGGCGAUGGUGUCAAUGAUUCCCCUGCAUUGAAGAAGGCUGACAUUGGUAUUGCCAUGGGGAUAGCAGGAAGUGAUGUCAGCAAGCAAGCAGCAGGCAUGAUAUUACUGGAUGAUAACUUUGCCUCCAUUGUAACCGGUGUGGAAGAAGGGCGACUCAUCUUUGACAAUCUGAAGAAGUCUAUUGCCUACGCCCUGUCUGCCAACAUCCCUGAGCUCAUUCCCUUCUUGAUGUACCUCCUGGCUGACAUCCCACUUGGUUUGGGUACUAUCACCAUCCUGCUUAUUUGUCUGGGUACUGAUAUUGUCCCUGCCAUAUCCCUGGCCUAUGAACAGCCAGAGACUGAUAUCAUGAAGAGAAUGCCUCGAAACCCUCAAAAGGAUAAGCUGGUCAACGACAGGUUGAUCAGUGUCUCCUAUGGCCAAAUCGGCAUCAUGGAAUCCUUUGCUGGCUUUUUUACAUACUUUGUAGUCAUGGCUGAAAAUGGGUUUUGGAUGAGCCGCUUGGUGGGACUAAGAAAAGAAUGGGACUCUAAAGCUGUCAAUAGCCUGGAAGACUCCUAUGGUCAGCAAUGGACCUAUGCCCAACGCAAGAACCUUGAAGUCACUUGCUACGCUGCUUUCUUUGUGUCAAUAGUGGUUUGCCAGUGGGCAGAUCUAGUCAUUCGUAAAACUCGAAGUCUUUCCAUUUUGGAGCAUGGCAUGAACAACCACUAUCUGACCUUUGGCAUUCUGUUUGAGACUGCAUUGGCUGCACUUCUGUGUUACUGCCCAGGCUUAAAUUCUGCACUAGAGAUGGCACCAUUAAGAUUCAGUUGGUGGCUGUGUGCCUUGCCCUAUAGCCUCCUAAUUUUUGUGUAUGAUGAGGGACGCAGGUUUAUAGUCAGGCGCUAUCCAGGAGGAUUAAUGGAAAGGGAGACCUACUUCUAGCACUCCAUCUGCCUUGGGCAGACAUGUUAGUAUUAACAGAACAUUACAAUGUUACUGUAUCAUUGAGUUUAGAGUUAUUUUGAGGUGUACGUAUAGCAUAAUGCAGCUAUUUAAGUUCACAAUGACUCAUAAUGUAUAGCAAUGCAAUGCAAUGGUUUGUAUGUUCUGUUGUGAUAUAUGAGCAAAAGUAAUAGGUUUUUAUAAUUGAUGGUGUUAAAACAGUCCAUUCAUUGUUGUACUGGGAUAGGGACAAAGUUGAGAAUUUAAUGUCACUUUUAGAAUCUGAUGAUGGCUCAUGAAAUUUGCAGGGUUAAAGCUUUCUGAAGACCAGACUUGUAUUAACUAACCUCUAAAAAGCUGUCUAGAAUGUCUUCCAUCUGCCCCACCUACCAAGCAGAAAAUUGACCUCAUUUUUUUUUAUUGAUUUGCUUUGUAGUUUAUACUGCCAAUGUUCUUUCACUUGUUAGAUGUAGAAUUUGCUUGAUGCGAAAAUGAGACUGACAAUGUCAAGGGUGUUUUGAUGAAAUGAUUACAAAGUAGUGUUUCGUUUUUUUUAUAUAUAUGAAAUGUUAUGCAGUGUGUUCUGGUGAAUGUUUUAAAUGUAUCGUAGCCACUUUUAAUCUGAACGUCUCAUUGAAAUUAUAAGUUGGUUUAUGAAAUGAUUGAUUGAUAGGCAGAAAUGUUUAAUGUACAAAUGUUUUGGUGUAUAUGGCUUGAGUGACAUAAAAUUUAUUUUUCUUAGGCUUUUAACAUUUUGUAUGCUUGUUUUAGCCGUGACUUUUAGCACCAUAAUUCUUUUGUUGAAUGCUCUAAAA